Messenger RNA from Acanthocheilonema viteae, 1590 nucleotides. NCBI's taxonomy places the organism in Eukaryota, Metazoa, Nematoda, Chromadorea, Rhabditida, Onchocercidae. The record is from the annotation of a GenBank genome assembly.
AUGACCGAAGUUGAUCAACAUCCACAACAGCCCGAGCAGCUUCAAGAAAUGGAAACAAACUUGGAAGAUGUUGCUAAGGCCUAUUUGGAAGUGCGACAACGCAAAGAGGGACCGCUGGCGCCACCAUUAGAUGCCAAAAUUGCCGCUAUGUUACCAAAAGAUAUGACAUUAAACAAUGAUGAAAAGGAUAAGGGUAAAGUGAAAGAAAAAGAUAAAGAGGGAGACAAAAAGGAUCGUCGCAGCCGUGACAAAAGUAAAAGUAGAGACCGCGAAAGGCGACGUCGAACUAAGAGUCGAAGCAAGGAUCGUGAUCGACGGAAAUCACGAUCACGAGAACGACGACAUCAUCAUCGUGAUCGAAGUCGAAGUCGCAGUCGCAAAGAACGUACACCGGAAAAACCGAAGAAGAAGUAUAAGUUCUGGGAUGUACCACCGGUUGGCUAUGAACAUUUGACGCCAAAGGAAUACAAAGAGUUACAAGCUGCCGGCCAAAUACCGCGAAAUAAUGUCCAGUCUGCAGUACCCGUUGUUGGACCUUCAGUAACCUGUCAGUCGCGACGUCUUUAUGUUGGUAAUAUACCGUUUGGAUGCAGUGAAGAUGCAAUGUUAGAUUUCUUCAAUCAACAGAUGCAUCUCUGUGGUCUAGCUCAAGCACCAGGCAAUCCGGUCUUAGCAUGCCAGAUGAACCUCGAUAAGAAUUUCGCUUUCAUUGAAUUUCGAUCAAUCGAUGAAACAACAGCUGGUAUGGCAUUCGAUGGGAUUAAUUUUAUGGGACAACAACUCAAAAUACGAAGACCACGAGAUUAUCAACCAAUGAGUACCAGUUAUGAUUUGGGAAAUAUGAUGGUGUCGAAUAUCGUACCGGAUAGUCCACACAAAAUAUUCAUUGGAGGUCUACCAAGUUAUCUUAAUGCUGAGCAGGGUCGAGGUCGAGAAAGCAUGCAUAUAACGGGUUGGCAUAUGUUGAAACCUCCUAUAAACGCAAAACCUCUUUUUAAACAGUCUCUUAGGAAAGUGAAAGAACUUUUAUCUUCCUUUGGGCAGUUGAAGGCGUUUAAUUUAGUGACUGAACAGUCUACCGGUGUUUCGAAGGGCUACGCAUUUGCGGAGUAUUUGGAUCCUUCUUUAACAGAUCAGGCUAUCGCUGGUUUAAACGGUAUGCAGCUUGGAGACAAAAAUCUUGUUGUGCAGCUUUCAUGUGCCAACGCCAGAAGUAACGUGGCACAGAACACAUUCCCGCAAAUCCAAGUGGCGGGCAUAGACUUGUCGCAUGGCGCGGGACCACCAACUGAAGUGCUCUGUUUAAUGAAUAUGGUUACCGAAGAUGAAUUGAAGGAUGAUGAAGAAUAUGAAGAUAUUCUUGAGGAUAUUCGGGAGGAGUGUGCUAAAUAUGGUAUCGUGAAGUCGCUAGAAAUACCGCGUUCGGUUCCAGGAGUAGACGUCACUGGUGUCGGGAAAGUUUUUGUGGAAUUUAAUAGCAAGCAAGAAUGUCAAAAGGCGCAGGCGGCACUUACAGGACGCAAAUUUGCAAAUCGAACGGUGGUAACAAGUUAUUAUGACCCAGAUAUGUAUCACCGAAGACAAUUUUAA